AUGCAGGCAACAGCAGUCCGGUGUCGAGUCGAGCUCAUUGAUCGAUCGACCCGAUGGUCACAACUACACGCGCGUCGUGUCUGUAUCGGCCGCUCACGCGCGAACCGAACCGGAUGGCGCACACAGGCGCACGGGGUGGCUGUGUGCGCGCGUGCGUACACGAUACCGUCCCCCCGCCCGCCUCGCCCGCCCCGCGGACCUGUUGCGCCGCUACCGGAGUUACGCCGCAUAGUUACCAGCCGAUACGCCCCGCGCGCCGCAGCGCCCGCGCCUCCCCGGCCCGGCCCACGCACACAGACACGCCGGCCUCUAAUUGUCGCGGCGCACUCG
Molecule: messenger RNA, 330 nt
Organism: Iphiclides podalirius (scarce swallowtail)
Lineage: Eukaryota; Metazoa; Arthropoda; Insecta; Lepidoptera; Papilionidae
Source: the annotation of a GenBank genome assembly